AUGGGUGGUUCAAACGUAGCGGAAAAAGGAAAAAUGAAUGGUUUAGGCGGUAACGGAAGAGGAUGGAAGGUUGGUAAAAAUUGGAGUAUCAAAGAGCGUUUUGAAUCAUUGUGGAUAGGAUGUAAUUUACCUGAUCAUCAAGCAUGCGAUGAACUAUGUAAACAGGAUUCAUAUUGGUAUGGACAUUGUUCUACGUGGAAUGGACGUGAUUUCACGUGUACAUGUUAUCAAUAUAAAGUACCACUUGAUGGUAGUUUAUGUAAAGAGAUGCAACAAAUGUGCAAAGAAUAUUGCACUAAAAAGGGUCUGGAAGGUGGCUAUUGUUAUGUGUAUGCUUCUUGGAAAGCUCCAAAUGGAACAACUGAAUGUGAAUGUUUCGAAGAACUUUCACAACCUCUUCGGUGA
Messenger RNA from Cercopithifilaria johnstoni, 405 nucleotides. Lineage: Eukaryota; Metazoa; Nematoda; Chromadorea; Rhabditida; Onchocercidae. The record is from the annotation of a GenBank genome assembly.